AUGCCUAAUACGAACGAUCCGGAGAGGCUUAGGAGCAAGCGUGGAGCAAGGAGAGCGCAAGUCACGAAGCUUACAAACGAUGCUGCUGCGGCACUUCAGGACCACAACACUACAGCGCUGGCUAUUCACGUUCUCCUGGAGAAGCUGAUUCAAUGCAGCAAGGAACUCUAUGCGCUAGAUCGUGAAGUUGAGGAGCACACUCCCGCUGAAGACUUCGACACGGAUUAUGCAUCUGUGCUACAGUAUGAAGAAAAGAUCACAGAGUAUAUUGCCAAGUUAACUCGGACCUACGAACAGCUUCAAGUAGCGACGACAUCGGACUCUCCACCAGCGGUACCGACAACGAUUGGGUCCCUAACGGCACCGUCUGGCUCUGGCGUCAAGCUACAACGCCUGCAGCUCAUGAAGUUUCGUGGCGAUCUUGCAGAAUGGCAGCCCUUCUGGGAGCAAUACAAGGCAAACAUACACGAAAACAGGAAGCUAAGUAAACGUGACAAGUUUCACUACCUUCGUUCAUUGCUUCUGGGACCGGCUGCUGCAGCCCUGUCAGGGCUCCAAACUACUGAGGCGGCCUAUGACGACGCGAUUGCCCUGCUCACGCAACGUUUCGGAGAUAAAGGAAGGCUCGAGAGGCAAUACUUAGAGAAACUGAGGACGCUCCCACGUGUCAGAUCUUCAAUGGACACGGCGGCUCUGCGGAGGCUCUACGACUACGUACAAACGAAUACCUGUGGACUUCGCUCAUUGGGAGUCCCAACUGUAACAUAUUCGUCAAUGAUGACUGAGAUAUUGCUGGCUGCACUGCCACCCGACCUUCGACUAGAUUAUUACCGUGGACAUGCCCAAGGCGAGACAUCAUCUCCUGCAGCAAACGACCAGUCCCCUGCCUCCGAAGAUGAAAACGCGGCCUCUUCAGCCUGUUCGGAAGAGCUGAACAAGCUUCUUGGAUUCUUGAAGAAAGAGGUUGAAAGCAGAGAGAAAAGUGGAUUAUGUGUCCAGCUGGACGACAAGCAGCGCAAACAGCGGGCGACCACUACCAAGGGUCAUGCUGGUACGCCGUCGGCCCUUGCUUUGCACAGCCGGACAACGGCGGGUCUACUAAGCUGCAUCUUCUGUAAUGAAAAAUCUCACACAACGGAGACAUGCAAGGCUGACGUACCAUUGGAGGAUAAAAAGAAGGCUCUCGCUAAGAACCGACGCUGCUUUCGAUGUACGAAAAGCUACCACAGUUCUAAAGAGUGUCGGUUCAGGGGAAAAUGCUCAAAAUGCGGUGGUCGGCACGUGGACACUAUGUGCGACCCUAACUGGAAGCCCAAACCGAUCGAAGGCGGACAGGCCACGAACGCUUCGCACACGUUAGAAGCUCCUGGGCUAAUGACAGCGGUCUCCCAUCUGAGCACUGUCCUCCUACAAACAUUUCGCGCAUGGGCAGUGGCGAACUACAGGUGCCUGUACAUUCGAGGUAUCGUGGACAGUGGAAGUUCCAGGACGUUCAUCCGCGAGGACCUCGCCCAAGAACUUGGUUUGAAGGAGGUGGCACAAGUGGUGAUCGGCAUCCAUACGUUCGCCUCGGGAUCGGACUGCACGCCUAUCAAGCGGAGCGUGGUGGAGGUGACUGUUAGGAGCCAGUACGGUAAUGAAGAGAUUACUCUUGCGGCCAUCGUUGUACCUCUGAUUUGUAAAGACAUCGAAGAAUCACCAGUUGACAGUGAACAUGUGGUGGAACUGGGGGACUGCGGGGAGCAGAUCGCCGACAUUGUUGCUUUUCCUGGCAUCCCUCAAGUCAGUGGCAUCAGUCUGCUAGUCGGAUCUGAUCAAGUGUCAAAACUAAUCUCAGGAGAAAUCCGCUGCUAUUGA
Molecule: messenger RNA, 1857 nt
Organism: Ornithodoros turicata
Lineage: Eukaryota; Metazoa; Arthropoda; Arachnida; Ixodida; Argasidae
Exons: 1
Coding region: 1-1857 (618 amino acids)
Source: RefSeq, a predicted model, not a curated record